UUUACAGUUAUAGAAUUAAACUAAAUUUCCUUAUAGACUUAAAACUGAACAAAAAAGAAGGUCAUCUCCUUCGUAUAAUUAGGUUAACAUAUCAAAACCGUUUCUUCCAAAAAACUUUGCUCUCUUGCUUUUCCUUUGCUUGCCACGCCGUCAUCCCUCGCCGUCGCUUUCCUCCUUUGAUCGUCGCCGCUUCAGACCUCCGCUCGUCACAUCGUCGUUUCUUACUUUUCCUUCGCUCGCCACGCCGUUGUCCCUCGCCCUCUGAUCGCCGCCGCUUUCCUCCUCCGCUCGCCAUAUCGUCGUUGUCCUCUGCGUAUUUGUUGAAGAAAAUUAUCAAGUUUAGAAUUUUUGAACUUUUUUUUUCUGGAGUUGGGUAAAUGGUAGAUCCAAAUUUUGAAAUCAAUGAGAAAAGUUUCAAUACAUAAUUUUACAAUUUAGGAUGUUCUAAUUUAUUAUAAUUGAUUAAGAAAACACAAAGAAGGCAAUUAUUAUUUUUUGGAUAUUAAAUUUUGAUAGGGUAAAUUUCAUUUUGAUGUUUGAUAAGUUUGUGUGUUAUGAACAGAAACGAUUAUUUGUUGAGUAAAAGACACAACACUGUAUAUUUGUAAAUAAAAAUCAAUAGGUUGUAUUUUUAGUAAUUAAGUUUCCAUUUGACAGAAUUUUUGUAAAGUAAAUGUUUAGGUAGUAUUCCUGUAAAUAUUUUAGUUGUUUCUGCUAUUUGUGUAAAAAUCUCUUCUUUGAAUGGGACUUUAUGGGCUAUUUUAAAAAGCCCACCAGCUGAGUCAGCAGCCAUGUCAUUUUCUGUGAUUAAAGUCAGCGUUUAGUGUUUGGAUUUUCUGAAUUUUGCUGUCAUUUCAUGUGGCAAAACGGCAGCGCAUUUGUGCCUUUGCCUUAGUUUCUCUAGCCAUUUGGCAGCUUCCAAAAUGCUAAUGCCAUUUGUUCUUAGUUUCAAUCGCUACAAUGUUGUGCUUGCAACUGAUAAAAUAAUCAGAACUCUUUUCCAAAAUACACUUUUUUGAUUUCCCUUCCCGUAGCUCUACAGAAACCUCGAAAUCGAUCGAUGUCGAUUCAAGAAGACGAGUCCAUUCUGACCAGACUAAAGUCAGCAUCAUCGGAUUUGAAAUCUCUACUUGAAGCAUCGAAAAAAAUGGAAAACAGCUUACAAAAAAUGGGCAAUAGAUUUACUCAAAUUGAUGACUGUCUAUCAAUAACUUCUAAGAGAUUAGCUCCUUUGCAUUCUCUAUCUGUUGCUGCAAAAGCUCUCGAAACAAGAAUCAACAGAGCUGUCUCGCCUGCUCUUCUUCUCCUCGAUACCUUCAAGCUUACGGAAUCUCUCCAAACCAAAAUCCUCGCAGUUUCUUCCGAAUUAUCCGCCGAGGAAAAGCCAAAGAAAAGGCUUAAACUCUUGCUUAAGUUCGUUGAUUGCGUGGAUAAGUUAAAUGCAGCUAUCAACACAAUUAGUCAGGAUGGUGAGCCGGUGAUUCAGAAGCUACAAGAAGUGGUUGAAUUUCUGAGCAGGACUAAAGCCACUGAUCAGUACAGAGCGCAUAGGUUGAGAGAAACUCUGGUUACUCUUAAAGCUCUCUUCGAAACGGAGGUUGAUGCUGUGAAAUUUGAUGGAUUACUUGAUGAAGCUCUACUCAAUUUGCAAGAUGAUUUUGAGGGUAUUUUGUUGCAGUUAAAGCACCAAAAUAUUGACGAGUCGCGUGAGGAUAAUGACGAUGAAUCUGAUGUCAAAGCUCCUAAUUCUGAUCUGGCUUCGGCCAUGGAGAUUAAAAUUCUCAGACGAAUUUCUGAGACAUUAGCUGCUAAUGAUUGCUUGGAUAUAUGCAUUGAUGUAUUCCUCAAGGUGAGAUAUAAAAGAGCGGCCAAAGCAUUAAUGCGACUGAAUCCAGAUUAUUUGAGGACAUACAAUCCUGAAGAAAUCGACGGAAUGGAGUGGGAGAAUUUAGAGACAUCGAUCAGUCUUUGGAUCCAACAUUUUCAACUUGCAGUUAGAACAGUUUUACUAUCAGAAAAGAAACUCACCAACCAAGUUCUUGGAGGAUUAAUGAAUGGAGCUGUCUGGAUGGAAUGCUUUGUUAAAAUUGCAGACAAAAUCAUGGCAGUCUUUUUUCGAUUUGGAGAAGGCGUAGCAAGAAGCGACAAAGAACCUCAAAAGCUUUUCAAGCUCCUAGACAUGUUCGAUUCAUUAGAAAAGCUUAAAACAGAAGUCUCUGAAAUCUUUGAAGGCGAAGCUGGAGCUGAUAUCUGCACAAGAUUUCGAGAGCUAGAAAAAUUAUUAAUCAACGCCUCUAGCAAAGUUUUCUGGGAAUUCGGUCUCAAAAUUGAAGGGAAUUCGGAUGGUUUACCACCACCACAAGAUGGUUCAGUCCCAAAACUGGUCAGGUACGCCAUAAAUUACCUCAAAUACUUAUGCACUGGAAAUUACAGUGCACCAAUGGCUAAAGUUCUCCGCACAGAACAAAUUUGGAAAGUCGGAAUCUUAUCAAAACCCGAACCUGACGAGAGUUUACUCAAUGAAGCACUCACAAACAUAAUGGAAGCACUUAAAAGAAACACAGAAUCAAAAAGAUUGCGUUACAGAGACAAAGUUCUACCCCAUGUGUUUGCCAUGAACACUUACUGGUACAUUUACAUGAGAACCAGAAACACCGAGCUCGGGAAGCUAUUAGGAGAGCAAUACCUGAAACAGAAUUACAAGGUAGUAACUGAAGAAUCAGCUUACAUGUAUCAACGACAAGUUUGGAUGCCACUUGUCAGGAUUCUUGAAAAGGAUCAAGAAGUGAAAAUAAGAAACAGCAGUACGAGUCAUAAAGAGAUGAUUAAUGUCAACGUAGUGAGAGGUAAAAUUGUGUCUUUUUUAAAGGGUUUUGAUGAAAUUGCAGAGAGGCAUAGUAAAGAGUCUGGUUAUGCGAUUCCUGAUGGUGAUUUGAGAGUUCAGAUUGGAGAAGCCACUGUGAAUUUACUGGUUCCUGCCUAUGCUAAAUUCUUGGAACUGUAUGGAAAUUUGCUUGAAUUGGAAGGUGUGGAAUUUGUUAGUCCUGAAACUAUACAGGAGGCGCUGGAUCAAAUUUUUAACUGUGGGGAUAGAGUAGGUGAUGUGAAAAUGAAGCGGCGUGAUACUAAAGACAUUCAUGGCGAGUUAAAGGAUUUUCGCCGAUCCAGGUCGAAUAAUAGCGAUUUGUAGAAGAUUUUUUCAUUAUAAUAUUAUAACAGGAGAGAAAAUGAGAGGUUUCUCUACUGCUGGAAUUGAAAUUUAGCAUGAGAAUUUCUAAUUUAUUUCUCAUUCUAUUUCUGUUGUAAAAGAAGCCUGUAGUUAUGUACUUUCAUUAAGAUCUGCAUAUGUAGAAAGUGUGCUUUUUCCUUGAA
Mercurialis annua (annual mercury) is the source of this 3372-nucleotide messenger RNA. Its product is annotated as exocyst complex component EXO70I-like. The transcript is spliced from 2 exons. Bases 1061 to 3190 code for a protein of 709 amino acids. Gene Ontology annotation, biological process: exocytosis. NCBI's taxonomy places the organism in Eukaryota, Viridiplantae, Streptophyta, Magnoliopsida, Malpighiales, Euphorbiaceae. The record is from RefSeq and is a predicted model, not a curated record. Gene Ontology annotation, cellular component: exocyst. Gene Ontology annotation, molecular function: phosphatidylinositol-4,5-bisphosphate binding.